Messenger RNA from Meloidogyne enterolobii, 3670 nucleotides. The record is from the annotation of a GenBank genome assembly. NCBI's taxonomy places the organism in Eukaryota, Metazoa, Nematoda, Chromadorea, Rhabditida, Meloidogynidae.
UGGCUGGGCCGUAUCCAGGGUUUUUUCAAGCUGGCCCGAUCGGGGUUUCCUUGCUAAAAAACUGAAAACCCUAAAAACGAAUUUUAUCAAACUACCAGGUUUUUGGGUUACCGGAAACUCGAUCCCGGCCAGGGUUCGAACUCUGAUUUAUACUCUCACAAACAUGUCUGGACUAGUAAUUCUUCAGCGAACUCAUAAGCUAUACCAGGGUCGUUUUUUGAAAUUUAAAAAAAUUUUUAAAAUAGGAACAAUGAUUUCUUGUAUGGCCUGUGCUCAAUCUUUCCACACUUAUUGUGUUUCUAUUCACGAAAAGUUGAGUAUGACAAUAAUUAAAAGAGGAUGGCGUUGUUUAGGAUGUACUGUUUGUGAGGGAUGUGGAAGUGGGGAUGACGAGUCCAAUUUAUUACUCUGUGAUGAAUGUGACAUUUCUUAUCAUACAUAUUGUUUGGAUCCCCCACUAGAUUGUAUUCCAUUGGGUUCUUGGAGAUGUAAAUGGUGUUCAGCUUGUAUUAAAUGUAACAAUCAAAUAAAAACAUCAAAAGGAAAAUUACCAACAACAGAAUAUUUACAACGUUGUGAGGGUUAUUGUGAAAUUUGUUAUUCAAUGAAAAAAUGCCCAAAAUGUUUAUGUUUUUAUGAAAUUGGGGAUUUGAUGAUUAAAUGCCAGAGAUGUUUAAAGUGGUUCCAUGGCCGUUGUGAAGGACAUGGAAGUGAAGAAUCUGCAGAAAAUGCUGCUGACAAUGCAUUUAGAUGUUCAUUUUGUAGACCUCAAUCUUUUUUUGAUGCUUUAAACAUUCCUGUUGUUGUUGACAAUGUAAUGGUUAGUAAAUCGAUGGCUGAACAGUUAAAUGGUGGAAUGAAUAAUUUCCGUAGACUUGGAUUUAUUGGUGGUGGAAUUAAUGAAAAUAUAAGACCAUUGAUUUGUGAACAAGAUGAUGAAUUAACCGAAGAAAAUCAACAACAACAUUUUCGUGAACAAUUUUCUCCCUCAUCAAUUUUGUCAAUGCGUGGGGGACGUGGCGGUGGUGUGUGCAGUACAAAUAACAGUAUUUAUAUGAGAGGAGGAAUAGGCCCAGGACGUCGAGUUUUGAAAUUGGGAGUUGGAGGAUUUACUGUGAGACACACAAAAAGUGCUGCUGGAGGAGGAAUUAAUAGCCGUUCACAGUCUUUUGGUGGUUCUUCAGCUGGAUUCUCUCCUCAAUUAGAAGAUGAACAGGGGCAAAUUGAGGAUGAUAAAAGUUUGGCUUUGUUGAAUGCUGGAGUUACUUUGGGUGGAAAGCCGAGAAUGAGGCGUCCUAGGAAAUCUAGAAGACCACAAUUGGAAGAUGCUUAUCCUGCUAAUAUUCAGGAAUCAUUUUUUGGUGUUGCUGCAGUUGAAAGUCGUUUAUUAGCAGAACAAAAUGUUGAAGAACCUUUACUUGUUGAAUAUAAUAAAAUUUCCUCAAAUGUUUUUGAUGCUGGAAAAAUUGGGACAGAACUUUCUGAGCAUUCGGCUGAACUUUUACGAAACGAACAAGAAAUGGAUAUGUUAGAUGAUAUUCCUUUAGUUGAUGAUAUUGGUUUGGAUAUGGAAAGUUUAGAUUUUACUGAUUUGCUUGUUAAUGAGGAAGAAGAUGUUGCUAUAUCUUCUGCUAUUGCUGCUGAAAAUAUUGACUCUUUGGAUGGUUUCAAUGCCGGAAGUUCUUCAAGUUUAUUAACUAAUAAUGCUGUUGAAAUUUGUUCUCCACCAUCAGCGUCAACUAUUCGAACACAAUCUAGAAUGCAACAAAAUAAUAGUAUUGAAUCUUGUGUUACUCAAAAUGCUUCAAAUAUUUAUCAAACGGUCAAAGAAUCAACUCCAAAAUUAAUUGAAUAUCAAAGAUUGAGUGCAGGUGCUUUAGCCGUUGAACGUUGGGAAGAGGACGAACCACUUGGUGAUAAAGCAACAAAAGCUGCUGUGCUUUAUUCAAAUAUUCAACAUCCAAAUUUAAAAGAAAAGUUUCCUUUGUGGUCCGAUCGUGUUCGACAAAUAAAUAAAAUUUGGAGAGAAUUAAAUCCUGAAAAACGUCAAGAAUUUGUUGAAUUAGCCCGCAAAAAUCGUUUAAAUUGUCCUACACCUCGAAGACGAUCAAGAAGGGUUGUUAUAAAUCCAGCAACUCAACAACAGCUAUCUUUGGAACAUAAUACUUCUGAAAUAUCUCAAACUGGAGAUACUUCUAUUAAAAUUAAAGAAGAAGGCUCGUUGGAUGUUGCUUUCCGUGAAGAACUUUCAAUGACAGACCAAUUAUCGAACCAAUCGACAGGCGGUUCUUGUUCAUAUUCCAAUACUACAUUUAUUGGAUUGGAUAAAACAUCCGAAGAUAAGCAGCACCCACAAACAAUUCAACAACAAUCCUCAUCAAUUGACUCACAACAAUUAUAUUUUGAUGAACAAGGAUUAAAAUUAAAAGAAGAAUUGCGAAUUGAAGAAGAAAAAAUUGAAAAAAUGAAAAAAACAAAGAGGGCAUUAGCAGCAAAACAGAGACUUUUAAUUAAACGGCAACAAUCACAACAACAAGAAGGGGGAGGAGGAGCUGGAACUGGAGGAGCAUGUUCAUCUACAACAACAAUUCCAUCAUCCCCACAACUUUCUUCAGAAGAGUUGACAGCACUUCCUUUGCCACCAAGACGUGGAACUUGUGAUUUAGUUGAAGUUGAAGCAAAUUUAUUAGCUACAAAAAAUUGUAUACAAGAACAACAAAAAUUGGUGGAUGCUGGAAGACAAAAAUUGAAAAUGUAUUUAGGCAAACAACAACAACAAAUGAAAAAUAUUUUAAUAAAUAAACAAUUGGAGCAGCAACAUCAAAUAUUUUUACCUCCUUCAACAUCAUCACCUCAAUAUUAUUCAAAAUAUUUAAUUCAACAACAAUCAUCUAGUACAUCAAUUAAUAAUUUGUAUGAUAUUGAAGGGCAACAACAAUAUUUUAAUAAAAAUUCUGGUUCUUUUGAUCAGUCAUUAACAGCUUCAUUUCAACCAAUAAAACCAACACGUGGACGAAAAAGGAAAAAGCCUCCUCAUGAACAUAUUCGUUCUCAAAUUCUCGGCAAAAUAGUCUAUUCAACUUUACAAACACAAGAAGACAGGGAUGUUUAUGAUGUAAUUGAUGGACUUGUACAUACAGUUUCCAGUAAUUUUAAUAGUGCAAAUAAAGCAGCGGAUGCUCUAUUUAUUAAAAGAAUUUUGUUUUCUCAUCAGCAACAAGAACAAAAUUUGAAUUUGGCAACGAGAAGUAGUAGAGAUGGAGGAGAAUCUUGUAGAGGAAAGAAAAGAAGCCUUAAUAAGCAAAAUAAAUGCCAAGAAACUACUACAGAAGUGAAAAAUGAUUUUAUGAGGUGCCAAGACAGAAUAAAGGAAGCGUUAGAUUCAUUACCUCCAUUAAUAACAACAUUAGAACAAUAUAAAGAAUAUGAUCGUCAUAUAUUAAAAUAUCCUAACCAAAUUGGUAUGCCUGAUAAUCCUGGUUAUGCUGAAUUUUCGAAUAAAAAUGUUAAAGUUGGAGAAUAUAAACUUGAUUUUAUGAUUGAUUUUUAUGAUGAAUUGGAAACUAAUAGAGGCGAUUUUAUUGAAGAAGAAUUUUUUUUUGCUCCAACAAUGGAUGAAAUUUGUCAAUUUGUUGAUUUGGAUAUGCUUGAAAGGUUUUCUUUUGUUUGA